GGCUUUCCACCACGACCAGCAGAACCAGCUGUGCCAGCUGCUGCCCCGGACCCAGCAUUCACCCCAUGUCCAGCUGCAGAAGAACAUCCUCUAUGACCUGUACCAGAAGAAAGGUAGGUUGGUGCUGCAGGUGGGCAAGAGUACACUACAAACUGGCACGCGGGCCACGACAGAGAAGGGUCUGCACUGCCAGCAUUGGCAAGCCACAACACCCCAUGACCACAGGUUCCUGCCAUCCCCCCGCAAUGGCCUGGAAGACAAUUACUGCCGAAACCCCGACCAUGACAAGCGGGGCCCGUGGUGUUACACCGUUGACCCCAACAUCCGGCACCAGAGCUGUGGCAUCAAGAAGUGUGAGGAUGCUGUCUGCAUGACCUGCAAUGGGGAGGAGUACCGUGGCACCGUGGACCACACCGAGUCGGGGACAGAGUGCCAGCGCUGGGACCUGCAGUACCCACACAAGCACCCCUACCACCCUGACAAGUCCCCCGACAAGGGGCUGGAUGACAACUACUGCCGCAACCCCGACAGCUCCGAGCGGCCCUGGUGCUACACCACCGACCCCGGGCGGGAGCGCGAAUACUGCCGCAUCCGCCUCUGCAAAAAACGCCCACGACCCCACAACAUCACCACCGGCUGCUUCAGGGGCAAGGGCGAAGGCUACCGGGGACGGGUGAACGUCACUGUGUCGGGGAUCCCCUGCCAGCGCUGGGAUGCCCAGAGCCCCCACCAGCACCACUUUGUGCCCGAGAAGUACCCGUGCAAGGACCUGCAAGAGAAUUACUGUCGCAACCCCGACGGCUCGGAGGCCCCGUGGUGCUUCACCGCCCGCCCCACCGUCCGUGUUGCAUUCUGCUUCCACAUCCGCCGCUGCCCUGAUGAGCUGAGUGCCCAAGAGUGCUACCACGGCCACGGCGAGCACUACCGUGGCCACGUCAGCAAGACGCGCAAGGGCAUCACCUGCCAGCCCUGGGCUGCCCAGGCCCCCCACGUGCCGCAGAUCUCGCCCAUCACCCACCCCGAGGCAGACCUGGAGAAGAACUACUGCCGCAACCCCGAUAACGACAGCCACGGCCCCUGGUGCUACACCAUGGACCCCCGCACCCCCUUUGACUACUGCUCCUCUCCCUCUGCAGCCGGCAGCACAACGCCCUCCAUCCUGGAGAACACAGAUGCGGUGGCAUUCGAGCAGUGCGGCCGGCGGGACGAGAGGCUCCAGCGGAAAGGGCGCAUUGUCGGUGGCCAGCCCGGCAACUCACCCUGGACUGUCAGCAUCCGCAACCGGGCUCGUGUGCACUUUUGCGGGGGCUCCCUGGUGAAGGAGCAGUGGGUGAUCAGCACGCGGCAGUGUUUCUCCUCC
Merops nubicus (carmine bee-eater) is the source of this 1360-nucleotide messenger RNA. It is a transcript of the gene MST1, whose product is annotated as macrophage stimulating 1 (hepatocyte growth factor-like). Lineage: Eukaryota; Metazoa; Chordata; Aves; Coraciiformes; Meropidae. The transcript is spliced from 12 exons. Gene Ontology annotation, biological process: proteolysis. The annotation marks the transcript as partial. The record is from RefSeq and is a predicted model, not a curated record. Gene Ontology annotation, molecular function: serine-type endopeptidase activity.